AGUGAGCAUGGCCGGGGUGAGUAAGAACCUGCGGGAACUGGUGGGACCCCUGCUCCCGCCCAAGGACCAGGUGGAGGAGGAAGAUGAGUUUGCGAUGGGAGAUGGGGAGGAGGAAGCGGAAGACUCUGUGUUUGUGGACGCCGAGGAGCUCUGCAGCGGGGGCGUCAAGGCUGGCGGCCUCCCCUGGCGUCAGCAUGUUGUCAUUCAUGAUGAAAACACUCAAGAGCAGUGUAAAGUGGUUGGACGUUUUCCGAUAAUGGGUCCUUGGUGGCAAGUGAAGGUACAGGUAAAGCCUGUAGGAUCAAGGAAAUAUAUAGUUCAAGGGUUUCCAUCAUACUUUUUACGAUCCAACAUGUCACCACCAGAUCAAAAAAAUAUCUGUUCUCUGUUUCUUAAAGAAUGUGGGAUCCCCUGUGAGGUGGUAAGUCAGUUUUUAGCAUGGGUAAAGAAAGCAUCAAGCUAUGAAGACCUAAGCUUUGAAAAUCUUAAGGAAACAUUAAGAACUUUCUACAAGGAAAUUAGAAAGAAAGAUAAAAGACAGUCUGCAAAAAAUGAACAGCCGGAGUUAUUACCAGAUAAUGAGAUAAGUCUUCUGGAAAACCAAAUUCCAUUUGUACAUGUCAUGACAGCUUUGCAGUUUCCAAAAAUCAUGGAAUUUCUUCCAGUUCUUUUGCCUCGAUACUUUAAACGGCUUAUCAGCACAGAUUCUAAAGUGGUAUUGGAAGCAAUCGAAGAGAUUUUAGGUACACAACCAUGGAAGCUGGGAUUUAGUAGAAUAACCUACAGAGACUUGAAGCUUUUGCGAUGUGAGGCAAGUUGGACAGCAUUCUCUCAGUGCCCGUCUCUUCUCCAGUUGAUGACUGAUUUGGAGAAAAAUGCAUUGGAUCUAUAUUCUAAAUUGAAGCAGAUAUGUAGAGAACAUGGGCACACAUAUGUUGAACAAGCGUCCUUAACCUCACAGUUGUAUUACGAUGUUUGGCAGUCUCUGGAGUUUCUGAAGGAUAUUGGUGUGGUGACAUUUAGGAAGGACUGUGUCUUUCUCCAUGAACUGUACCAGGCAGAAAGAAGCAUUGCCUCUUUAAUAUGUGACCUCAUGAAGAGACCUCCAUGGCAUUUACAUGUCGAUGUCAGGAAGGUGCUGGCAUCUAUUCAUACCACAAAACUCAAGGAUUCAAGAAGUGAGGAAUCACUGAAGGAAAGUAAACCCGAUGAAACAAGAUUAGAAAAUUCUAUAGACAUUUUGGAACUACAGGACAGUGAUGAUCAUAUUUGGGAUGAAGAAAAUGAUAUUAAUGCAGAAAUGAAUGAAGUACAACUGGAUCAUGAUCAGGUUACUGCUUUGGAAAUGAUUUGCUCCAAUGCUGUGACAGUCAUUAGUGGGAAGGGUGGCUGUGGGAAGACCACAAUUGUUAGCCGUCUUUUUAAGUACAUAGAGCAGUUUGAAGAAAGUGAAGUAAAGAAAGCUUGUGAAGAUUUUGAACAAGAUCAGGAUGUCCCAGAAGAGUGGACUACCUUUACUGAACAAGGUCAAAGUGGAUCAGACAAGCCUAUAGAAGUUUUGCUCACAGCUCCUACAGGGAAAGCAGCUGGCUUACUGAGAGAGAAAACCAGUCUUCCUGCUUAUACACUGUGUCAGGUCAAUUAUAGCUUUUAUUUUUGGACCAAAAACCUGAAGAAGAAGAAUUUGGCAUGGAAAUUUUCUUCAGUUAGAGUUCUGGUUGUGGAUGAAGGGAGUUUGGUAUCUGUAGGAAUCUUCAAAUCAGUUUUAAAAUUAUUGUGUGAGCAUUCCAGACUUUCUAAGCUUAUUAUCCUUGGUGAUAUUAGACAGCUACCCAGUAUUGAACCUGGAAACUUGUUGAAAGAUCUUUUUGAUACUCUUAAGUCAAGAAAGUGUGCUAUUGAGCUAAAGACAAAUCAUAGAGCAGAAUCUCAGCUAAUUGUUGACAAUGCUACACGAAUCUCAGAACGCCAGUUUCCAAAAUUUGAUGCGGAACUAAAUAUCUCUGAGAAUUCUGCAUUCCCCAUCUCAAUUCAAGAUAAGACAUUCAUUUUUGUCAGACUCCUAGAAGAAUAUGCCAGUUCCCAGUCAUCUAAAAGUGAUCAUAAGUCCUAUUUAUAUUCUGCGGUUAAAGCUUUAUUGCAAGAAAGUGAUUUUAAAAGUGCAGAAACAUCACAAUUCAUUGCAUUUAGAAGGCAAGACUGUGACUUAAUCAAUGACUGCUGUUGUAAGCACUACACUGGCCAUCUCACCAGAGACCAUCAGAAGAGACUCAUAUUUGGAAUUGAUGAUAAAAUUUGUUGUACCAAGAAUGCAUACCUCUCAGAGUUACUUCCUGAAAAUCCUUCUGAAACUGAGCCAAAUAGUGAUUUACAGGCCAGUGGUGAAGGCUUUUGUGGUACUCCUCAUGAUUUUUCUAAAAAUAAGCAUGAACUUGAAAGUGGUAUUCGGCUAUGUAAUGGAGAAAUAUUUUUCAUAACAAAUGAUGUAACUGAUGUGACUUUUGGAAAGAGAAGAUCUGUGACUAUUAGUAAUAUGGCUGGCUUGGAAGUAACUGUGGAUUUUAGAAAACUAAUGAAAUACUGUCACAUAAAACAUGCCUGGGCCAGAACUAUUCAUACUUUUCAGGGGUCUGAGGAGCACACUGUUGCCUACGUGGUGGGAAAGGCAGGCCGCCAGCACUGGCAGCACGUCUACACUGCGGUCACCAGGGGCCGCUGCAGAGUGUACGUCAUUGCGGAAGAGUCUCAGCUCCAGAGUGCAAUCAGAAGACCAGAUAUUCUCAGGCAAACUCGUCUAAAACACUUCUUGCAAAAUGAGCUCUCUGUUAGAUGUGCUUCUCUGGCAGAUCGUCCAUCUCAGCCUGAGAGCUCUGGAGAGAGUGGAGGACCCAGCCUGCCAGCAGCACCCCUCCCUAAAGACACAACCAACACUGUCACAGGUGGUGUUGCCAAGAGCCAGUCCUCUUUGGCUGAUGACGGGAUGGCUACCUUUGUGAGAGGGUGGAGGUUUUCUUCAUUUGAUGAAAUGUAUACAGAUGAGGAUUUGUCACCACCUCCAGGGUCCAAAAGAACCUCUGGUGUGCACACCUGUGACAGUCCAAGCAAAGUUUCCAAGGUGGAAGAACCAUCUCCACAAGUGUCUUCUAAACUUCAGAAUUUGAGACUAAAUAAAUUAAUUCCCAAGCAACUUUUCAAGCCCAUAGACAAUCAAGAAAACUUCACUUCAGAUUGCUCAAAAUAAUCAUGCAUUGUUUUUCCUUUAAAACAAAAGAUGCCUCAGAGUUUCAAGAUGAAAGAGGAUCCCUAUAACUGGAAUUUUACUUCAAGACAAUUGUGUUUAGAAGAUGUUUUAAAUUGAUUUGAUCAAAGAGAACCUUAAUGAUUUCAAUGUCUGUUAUCGUGAGAACUAGAAGCAUUGGACAUAAAUGAGGGGAAAAAAGAAAAUGUGUGUGGAAAAAAUCCCCUGUAGUUCCAGAUAUGCUGCACUUUUUUAGGAUAAUGUUUAACUUCCAUGAUCAUUGUGGGUUUCUUUGCCAGUGGGUGGAAGCAGUGGCAAAGGUAAACUGUCAUCGUGUCCGUUGAUAUUGAUGCACAUUCAGGGAUGUCCUGGCUUCUGAAUCAUGGUCAUGUACAGGUUGCUGCUUCCUGUGCUGUUCAGGCCCAGCACACCUGGGACUUUUCCUGGUAAUCCCUUCUGAGUUAGGAGCAUAUUGUUUUGAAUAUAUCCCAUUUGGGGAAGAUUUUUCUUAGAGUGAUUUGAUUUUAAAUUUUUACUGUUAAAUAGUGCUAUGGUUUGUGUCUCCCAAAGUUCACAUGUUGGCAGCUUAAUUUCCAACCCCCAGUGUUGGGAGGUGGGGUCUAAUGUGAAGUGUUGAGAUCCUGAGUGUGUUAGCAACUGGGGCAGUGGGUUCCUGUUGAAAAGCAAAUUCUGCCCCUUCUUGUUCUCUCCAGAUCUCAUGUCCUUCUGCCUUGUGCCAUGAAGCAGGAAUGCCCUCGCCAGAUCCCAGCUCCUUGAUUAAAGCAUGCCUUGUUUUAUUGCACUUUGGUUUAUUAUACUUCUCAGAUAUUGUGUUAUUUAGAAAUUAAAAUUUUGUGGCAACCUUGCGUUGAGCAAGUACAUUACCAUAAUUUUUCUAACAGCUCAGAAAAUAACAAUUUUUAGCCAGAAAGUAUUUUUAGUUAAGAUACAUAUAUUUUUAAAAGAUAUAAUGCUAUUGCAUAUGUAAUAGACUACCAAUGUAGUGUAAACAUAACUUUUAUUUGCGGUGAGAAACCAAAAAAUUCUUGUGAUUCAUUUUAUUGUCAUAUUGUCUUUAUUGCAGUUGUUUGGAACCAAACCUACAAUACGUCUAAGGUAUUCCCGUAUUGGACUUCUCAGCCUAAAUUACCCAAUCUGUCAUAUUCUUUUAUAUCAGUCCUGUGGUGCAGAUGUGACCUUUAAUGUCACAGGAGAGGAAGCUACCUCAUGGUAGGUGUCAUACUGCCAGUGAGUAGCAGGGCUGGAAUUGAAAUCCAGAUCUGAUUUCAAAGCCCAUAAUCUUCCUACUUAUCCGUGGUGCUUUUCAGUUUUAUGGCAAACCCCUCCCCCCCACCCCCACCCCGGAAAAUUGUA
Molecule: messenger RNA, 4612 nt
Organism: Heterocephalus glaber (naked mole-rat)
Lineage: Eukaryota; Metazoa; Chordata; Mammalia; Rodentia; Bathyergidae
Gene: Helb
Product: DNA helicase B
Biological process (GO): negative regulation of double-strand break repair via homologous recombination
Molecular function (GO): single-stranded DNA helicase activity
Source: RefSeq, a predicted model, not a curated record